Molecule: messenger RNA, 1782 nt
Organism: Racocetra persica
Lineage: Eukaryota; Fungi; Glomeromycota; Glomeromycetes; Diversisporales; Gigasporaceae
Source: the annotation of a GenBank genome assembly
AUUAUAAAGAACUACCUAGACUUACAGUUCAUCCAAUUAAAAUUCAAGAAAGAGAUAAUGCUGUAAUUAAUAUGGUUGAAGGUUAUUAUGUUUACUUUAAACCUGUUGGCCCUAAAUUUGGACAAAACCUUGGCAAAUAUAUUCAAUUCUCUUAUGCUCUUUUUCAAAUGGGAGAUGAAUUUUAUGAACUAGUCCAACGACAAGGUAAUAUAAGAAUAUUAGUUCAUGAUCAUUUACCACCUAAUAAUUAUUCAAGUUGUGUACAUAUAGACCCAAAAGAAGUUUACAGGUACCCACAACUAAAAAUGUUACAAGAUAUUUUUGAGAAUAUGCCCUACAAAAUGUUAGGUAUUAAUUGUAUAAUAUUUAUCCAAUUUUUAUCAAUUUAUAUGACAGGUAAAAUCGUGUCUUAUGAAUUUAUUCCUGGUUAUAACCUUUUAUUACCACCAGAAGAAAGAACUAUUCGUGGAUAUAUAGAUUUUUAUUUUAAACCUGAAUAUGAAACCAUUGCAGCUAGUGAACAUCAAGUUGAAGAUUUGUUGAAAAUAGUUGAGGGUAUUUAUCCAAAAGUUAAUUAUAAAUUACCAAAAUUCAAAAAGGCUAGGAGUGCAAAAUCUAAUUUAUAUAAUUUUUUUACUGAUAUACAUUUUCUAGACGAUGUAGAAACCGUCUAUACAAAAUAUAGAGAAGGUAUUAAAACUGUUUGGUAUCCAAUGAUUAAUUUUGUUAAAUAUCAUAAUGUUUUAAUAACUAGUAAAACGAUAUAUCGAUUAAUUAAUCAUAAAAUUAAUAUACCUGAUAAUAAAAAAUUAAUUGUGGAUCUUAAAGAGAUUGAAAAGUAUUAUAUUGAUAUGUUUAAGGUUCCAAUUGAUCUAGAUAUCAAACGCGUUAAAAAUGAAUUAUAUAAUAUAGGUAUCACUAUACCAAUAAGAAAAUUUAUUCGUGAAAUAGAUAAAAUAAUAGCAGAUUUAAUUAAUCGUUUUAAAAAAGAAUACCCUCAUCCUGAAGGGAUAUUCACAAGGCAUUUGGGUACUGUUAAGAUGGUUGACAAGAGUAAUGAACGAUAUUUUACUAACUUAAAAGUUAAUGAUUUAGAGAAACAAAAAGAAGAAGAAAUUUGUGAAGCAGUUUUUCAACAAUUGUUUCCAAUAUUAGAAGGUAAUACAGUGAUCCCUUCAGUAUCACAUGUGUUUCUUAAAGAUAAAGUUCUUAAAAGAUCCAAAGUUGAAUUAGAAGAGAAAAUAAGAUCUAUUAUUGCACAAGAUCCACUUACUUAUUAUAGUGGAAUAUUAGUUAAUGCAAUGGAUUCAACUAUGACUUACCCUUACCUAAGAAUGUUAAAAACUAUUAGGAAAAAGGGUUAUAUGAAUCAUCCUAAUCUAUAUUCUGGUGAAGUUCGUAUGAAACAUCAAAGACAUAGUACUGGUCAGAGUACUGUGAGCCCCGAUAAUACUAUUUAUUGUUUAACUCUUUUUGUUGAGGCUUGGACACAAAUUACUGGUUUUCCUGCAGCCGAUUUUUUUAAAUAUAAUUAUAUAACAGCCUACAGAGAUGACAAUAUCCUAAGUAGUAACUGUUUUAAUGAUAAAUGGAAUGCCGAUGCAAUAGUCGACUAUUUUGCAAAAAGAGGAAUUAGCUUAAGAACCGAAGGUGAAGCUAAAGGUUCACUUAAUGGAAUUGAGUUUUUAUCAAAACAAUAUUAUGAAGGAACAAAAUUAAUACAAGAUGUUUAUAUAGAUCCAGAAUACAAAAAUAAGAUUAUCUGUAGUCUAUUAGGUACAG